UUUCAAGGAAAACGCGUGCGAGGGCGAACACGCCGCGCCGUCUCGGUCCGCGACGAACCUCGGCUUCGCCGUCGCUGAUUCCACCGGGACGCGCUAAAUGGCAAAGCUCACGCGAAGCCUUACCGAGAUGACAUGAAUCCGGAUUGAAAUUCUCGAUCGACACAACUUGGCUGAGGUGCAUUGAUUUGCGCAUUGUUCAGAUUGCAGAAUGCACUCUAAAGGAGACGAAACUGAAAGAAGUGGCAUUAAUAGUAGCAAACAUGUAACGGAGUCGUAAACAGGAUUUAUAGGUCACGAUGGAGGAUUACACGCCGAUUGACGAGGAUUUCCCAGGCCGGUUGCUGCAUCAGGCCGCGCUCUGGGACAAUGCCGAAUUGCUAGAGGACCUGCUGCGUGGCGAGCACGCGCAGUAUAUUAAUAGCAAGGACUCGUGGGGCAGGACACCCAUGCACGCAGCCGCGAUCACAGAGAAUUCCCGUUGCUUGGACGUUUUGCUGACCGCCGGGGCCGAUCCGAACGUCACCUGUGGCCCUCGCGGUCAUCAUCGAACGCCGUUGCAUGUUUGCACGGAGCACGGUCACGCCGGCAACGUGCAGAAAUUAUUGAGUUUCGAUGCGGAUCUUAUGAUCCGCGACGACGAUGGUCUGAAGCCUCUUGACAUCGCCGAGAAGGGCAAUCACGAUUUAUGCAUUCAUCUCCUAAAAACGGCAGCCGAGAGGUACGAACUCGCGAAACAGGCAACUCACGCUUCUUUACGUGCAGCUUGUAUUCAGGGCGACACCGUGGCUACGCGAAAUAUUAUCCAAGGUCUGUCGACCGAUUUAGAAUGUGUGGUGAACAUGGCGCCGAAUGGCGCCAACACGCUGCUCUUUGUUGCCUGUGAGAGCGGCCACAAGGACAUCGUCCGGUUGCUGCUGGACCAUGGCGCCGAUUGCAGGAUUCAUCCGGUCACCAAGUACUGUCCGCUCUACAUAGCAUGCUAUCACGGCAAACUGGAGAUUGUCGACCUGUUGCUGCGACAUUUCCCCAAGCAGGCGCAACAGCUCACGGUAGAGCGCUGGCUGCCGAUCCAUGCGGCGACCAUAAACGGUCAUCACCUGGUGAUCGACGCGCUGCUCAAAUUUGAAUAUCCUCAACACAUUUACCAACGCUAUAGAGAUCCAUCCGGAGAGUUUGAGUACGACUUACCGUUUGACAUCAAUGCACAGGACGUCACCGGCCAGCAUGCACUUUACAUAGCCAGUAUGCUGGGCAACAUCAAGUGCGUCGAGCUGCUGCUAGGUUACAGAGUGAAAGCGAGAACGACCAAAGAAGAGGAUGGCGUGAGCGGCGCGCAGCAACUCCCGGUGUCGAAGCGCAAGAUCUCCAGCGGUAUUCAGAGGUUAAUGUCAUCGCUGAAUUUUCGUAGCAAGGCCCCGAUGGAUAAAAAAGACGAUAAAAUGAUAUAUCCAGUAAAUCUGGAUCUUUAUUGCAAUAACGGCAGCGAAACAGCGCUACACGUGGCUGUCAGGGGUAGACAUACCGAGGUGGUGAACGCUUUGCUUCAGGCAGGCGCCAAUCUUGAGCUGCCUGUUAAAAUCCCGUACGAUCAGAACGAUCUCGACGGCAGUGACUCGAGUGUAUUGACAAUUGCGUGUCAGAAUCGCGAUGUGAAAAUCGCGGAUUUAUUGCUGAAGCACGGCGCCGUCGACAAUGAGUGCAAGGCGCUGAAGAUUGCCGCGCAGAAUCGCGACGAGGCGUUGACUGCAAAACUGCUAUCGAUCAAGGCGCACCCGGAUUCCGAGUAUAAGAUCAACAAGAAAGCGAUGACCGAGUGCACGCAGAGCUCGCAUUUCUCCGCUCUGUCGUCAUUUGGCCAUGUCACCUAUUCCGCGCUGUUCCCAAAGACGCCUACGAUGAUCAACUGGCACAACCAGCAAUGCCAUCUCUCACAGAUCCGGCUGCAGUGGUUGAUCGACGCAGUAUUGCAUGUUAACAAGAAGCUAAGUCCGAGAAACAACGACCUGGUGUUGUACGCCAUUACGCGGAUCGACAUAUCUCAUAACUCCAUCACCUCCGUACCGUCCACCAUGUUCUACUUACAGAGUCUGCGAUAUCUCAACAUAGCGCAGAAUAAAAUUGACACUCUCACCGCCGACUCGAAAAAUCCGAAGGACAAACUAUGUCCAGUUCUGGAGGAGAUGUAUCUACAAGACAAUCGACUGGAGCAGCUCCCGGAAUUCAUUAUGAACUUACCGGGGCUUGAAAUUAUGGACGUGUCCAAUAACAAACUGCAAUGUUUGCCGCAAAAUCUGUGGCGCGCGCCCAAGCUGAAGGAACUGAAUGCCUCGUUCAAUCUGCUGCGUGAUCUGCCCAGCCAGGCAUCGCAGAAUGUUUUGAGGAAGCCAUCACGAGGCGAUGAGAUGCUGCAAAAUGGUACCACCUUCCGUGGAUUAGCGGUUGUGCCGCGAAUAGAGUCUAUGGAGUUUGACUCGUUUACAAAGAUUGCAAACGCGCAGGUGAUCGAAAUGGAACGGCCGCAUGUGUGGACCAGUUCGGUCCAAGUGUCAGAAAGGAUAAGCGAUGACACGGAGAAUGGCAACAAAUCGGUGUUGGCGUCGUUGAAUCUGGCACACAAUCUUUUUAACAGCAUCCCCGUGGCACUGCCUUGUUUAGCGGUAAGCCUGGUGCGAUUGAACAUGGCGUACAAUUCGUUGCGUUCGAUGAGUCAUAUCACUUCGUAUCCGGCCAGUCUAAAACAAUUGGAUUUAUCGAACAAUCAGAUCACGCGGUGGCCCAGUCUGCCGCAAGUCGACAGCUCCGAUAGCAUGGAGCAGGCGAACACGGCCUGCUAUUGUCCGGCCGUCAACGCACAGUCGCCUAGUAUCGUGCCCGGCAAUCGGCAAACACCUAUGUCGAUGCGUGAUAUCGUGUUGCAGUCAGUAUGUGUACACAGGCGACACUUACGACUGGAGAACUUGCGCACGCUGAUCCUAGCGAACAAUCUACUGAAUCGCAUCCAAUUGACAUCGUGCGACGACGGCGAAAUGCCGUAUUUGGAAGAGGAGCGCGGAGACUCGGACAGAGAUCCAAAAAUCGGGCAUCCUGGAUCAAAACUUUAUUUGCUCUUUCCUAAUGUCAGUAUGUUAGAUAUCAGCAAUAAUCAGCUACGUGAAAUACCGCACAACAUCUAUGAGUUGAACAAUCUAUCGGUGCUGAACAUCAGCGGUAAUAAUGAGGUCGUCGAGCUGCCGCCGCAGAUGGGUCUACUGGGCCGCCUAUGGAAUCUGAACACGCAGGGCUGCCGGUUGCAAGAGCCGCUCAAAUCGAUGAUCGAAUCGAAGAAGUACAAAACGAUGGAUGUGAUUGGUUACCUAAAGUCAAUUUUGGAGGACGCGAAGGCGUAUGCGCGCAUGAAGCUGAUGAUUGUCGGUAUUCAGGGGAUCGGCAAGACGAGUCUGCUGGAGCAACUGCGGCAGGAGGGCGAGGUGCCAAACAAGAAGAAAGCAUCCGAGCACUGGGCCAAACGAAUGGGCAACAAGAACAUUAACGCGAAGACCGCCAAAGGUACGACCAUCUCGACUGUAGGUGUGGACAUUGGCGAUUGGCUCUACGAAAAGAAAGUGCGCGGACAAUCGUCCCACGGGCCGGUCUACUUCAGAACCUGGGAUUUCGGAGGUCAGCGUGAGUAUUAUGCGACGCAUCAGUAUUUUCUGUCGAAGCGCAGCUUGUAUCUAGUCGUGUGGCGGAUCACGGACGGCUUCAAAGGCGUCUCCGAGAUUUUUCAGUGGCUGGUGAAUAUUCAGAGUAGAGCGCCUAACUCACCAGUCAUCAUUGUCGGCACGCAUUACGACGUUUCCUACGAGCACAGCGAGGGUCUGCAACAAUAUAUUCGUGAUAAAUUCAUCAACGUGGUUGAUGCAGAGAAGUGCGGUCUGCCCAAAGUCAUGGAGACAAUCGAGGUGAGUUGCAAGACGCGUCACAACAUUAAGAUGCUGUGCAAUCUCAUCUACGACGUCGUCUUUAGUUUGAGAUCGCCCGGUAGUAAGGAACUGUUAUUAGAACAGAAGGUUCCAGCGAGUUACUUGGCGUUGGAGGACGUAGUAAUUCAACUGGCGCACGACAGGAAGCUGUCCGGCUUGGACCCAGUGUUAAAAGCCGACCAGUAUUACGCGGCGGUCAAUAACGAACUUCAAAAGUUGCACAGAUCCUUUAGAGAUCCCGCGGAGUUACAUCAAGCGACGUUAUUCCUCCACGAGAAUGGUAUAAUCUUGCAUUACGACGACGCAACGUUGAAGGAUCUAUAUUUCUUGGACCCACAAUGGCUCUGCGAUAUGCUGGCUCACGUGGUCACCAUAAGGGAGAUUAAUCCAUUCGCUAGAUCGGGUAUAAUGAAAUUGGACGAUAUUCAGCACGUAUUCAAAUCCUCCACUAUAUCAUCGAUCGAUACCCAAGGAUAUAUUGUCAGUUUGCUCAACAAGUUUGAGGUUGCUUUGACAUGGGAUUGCCGCACGUUGUUGAUACCAUCUCUCUUACCAACUGAAGAAGAUAUUCUGCGCAACAAUCAGAUCAUCAAGGUACCAGUAAAGACGCGUGGCUGGCACGUACGCGCGAAGAAGAUCACAUCGCCCAUGUUCGCGUGCCUAGGGGCAUCAACCGGUGACAAUAAAAAUAACGCCGAAUGCGUGCUCACAUCGAGAUCGCAGCCCGACUGUUCCGUCACUAGAUUAUUGCUUAUGUCAUAUUUUCCCAGCGGCUUCUGGUCCCGAUUAAUCACUCGGAUUCUCGCGGAUGAUACCAUUGUCGAUAUCGUCAUGUCGUUUCUGGCACCGUUCAAGGAUUUCGUCGACGACAAUAUCUUUGCUAGUCUGUUAGAUUUACAGGCCGAGUGGGUGCUCUGGCAGACGGGAAUCGAACUACGAUACUCUGGCAUCACCCUGUUACGUUUAAAAGAAGUUUCCUGUAAUUUAAAAAACUCACCAUAUGAUUACAGACAGUUUAAGUUCAAAUUGAAACAAGAUGGUAUUUGGUGCACAGUGGAUCUGAAAAAUUCUGCCAUCCUAGAGAUCUGGUUUCCAGUGGACACUCUGGUAAUCAAGCAGCCCAUCAUGUCGGAUUCCGUAGAUGAAGAACCAAUGGGCUACCAGGCGAUUGUGGUAGAACCACGACCGGAAAGUAUGCCGCAGCUGAUGGCGUUGAUCGUCGAUCACAUCGACAUCCUGCUGGAGGACUGGUAUCCAACCCUAGGCACACGUUUCGUCCACACAUCGGAGGGUAAAUUACUAGUCACGAGGUUGAUACCAUGUCCGCGUUGUUUGCUUGGCAACACCGAAAACGGCGACGGUGAAUCAAGCGACAAUGACGGCCGGUUGAUUGAGGACAUCCAAAAAUACUGUGCUGUGAAUCGCACAGAGAGGCAGAGCCAGGACAGUUACAAGUCCGACGGUGACAGCGGCGUCGGCUACGACAGUCUCACGUCUAGCAGGAUGCCGUCGCUCGAGGGACAUCCAGAUAUAUCAAAGCAGCAGAGCAGCUCCUCGCAUCCCGAGAAUACUCUCGCAUACUCCUGGAUGGUGGAGGAGUGUAUACUGGCGGCGUACAGCAACAAACCUAUCAGCUGUCCAAGACAUUCGGAGAUCCCGUUGUCGCACGUCGCACCGGAUAUUAUCUUUAUGGAUCUCGGUGCUAAACAUCUGAUCAAGUCGGAUGACCUGAAACGGGGUAAAUUGCUGGGUCGUGGUGCCUUCGGCUUCGUCUUCCGUGGUAGCUGUCGACUACCUGGCACACACGUGCGCGCCGACGUGGCCAUCAAGAUGCUACAACCAGUCUCGCCGGGCCCGAACUCCACGCAGUCAGCGAUUCUUGCGUAUAAGGCGUCGCAGAGCAAGUGGGACCGUGAUCCUUUGCAGUAUGCUUGCAAAGCGUAUUGUAUGGCGCGUCAAGAGCUCAACAUCCUGUUAACCCUUAGGCACGCUAAUAUUGUGCCACUGAUCGGUAUAGUCAUUAGUCCCUUGGCUCUCGUGUUGGACUUGGCACCUCAGGGCGCGCUGGACGCUGUCCUGAAAAACUAUCGUCGUUCCGGGGCUAAACUGGAUCCUUACACACUUCAGGCGAUAAUCCUUCAGGUUGCUAAGGCAGUGGAGUAUUUGCAUCAGCAACACGUCAUCUACCGUGAUCUCAAGUCAGAGAACGUACUGGUGUGGCAGAUGCCGUUGCCGUUUCAAGAAAAUCCGGACCCGGUGCACGUUAAGGUCGCCGAUUACGGUAUCUCAAGAUUAACAUUGCCUACGGGAGCGAAGGGUUUCGGCGGCACGGAGGGGUUUAUGGCGCCCGAAAUCAUUAGGUACAACGGCGAAGAGGAGUACACGGAGAAGGUGGACUCGUUUUCGUUCGGCAUGUUCAUCUACGAGCUCGUCACUUUGCGUCAGCCGUUCGAAGGCCACGAGGCAGUAAAGGAAUGUAUCCUGGAGGGUGGUAGACCACCGCUCAUGUACCGUGAGACCUUUCAUCCAUGCUACGCGCUUGACUUGAUGGUGAUAUGCUGGGCACAGAACCCGAAAGAUCGGCCUACUGCUAGUCAGAUUGUUUCGAUCGCCUCUGCACCCGAGUUCACGCAUCUGAUAGACGUCACCCUAUUGACGGAACGCACGCAGGUGACGGCGGUCACCAUGACCAAUCAUUGCGGUGACAGCAAAGCGAAUGAGACGACGGACAGCUUGAACGGCGACGAGAUCUGGUUCGGACACAACAAUGGCGAGGUGGACAUGCUGCUAGGCACCCAAAAGGGUUGGCUGCGUCACGUGCGUAUUGAGACACCAGUAAUACCGUACGCCAUGUGCGGCGUGGACGGCUACAUCUGGAUCGGCGAUAACGCUGGCCAAGUGCACGUUUAUCUGUGCGGCAACUUCGGCUGCGUGGCCAGUUACAAUUUGGAGGCGGAUCACAACAGGGAGUCCAAGGUCGUUGGACUGAUUCAUCUGGAACAGCUGAAGCAAUUUGCCGUGGCCUUGCAUAGCGGUCGGAUCUUCUUGUUAUCCAACUCGUUCACUCAGAUGAAGAAGACAGAAGUCACCGGCGGCGGCAGUAGCACAGAAACAACACGUCAAAAUACUGAUGUGAAGACUUACUCGCUCGCUGCAGUUUGCCGGAAAAGACGCGUGCUGGAGCUCUGGGCUGGCCAGAGUUAUGGCCGGAUAUCCAUUUACACGCUAAAGGAUGGCAAUCUGACCGAUACGGUGGAGCUGUCUCAUUGCGCUGCCAACGACGCCACGAUGAAGAACCUUUUUGCCACGUAUCUAAUCGGUGCGGCGAGCGAGAGUUUCAUUUUCUCGUAUACGUAUCCAGGUUGCGUGGUGUACCAAUGGGACGUGGACAGUCGGCAGAUUGUCAAUAAGCUCGACAUGUCCAAGCUGGUGCCAUGCUCCGAGAGCCUCAAGUCUAUCGCUAUCGAGGAAAACCUGUCGACGGAGAAGUGCCAGGUGACCGCGCUUGAGGCCAGCGGUGGUCAGCUGUACAUCGGUACCACCUGGGGCUGCAUUGUCGUCGCUGAGUGCGGCACUCUGCGCCCCGUCACCGUGUUCCGGCCGUUCGAAGGCAAGGUCUGCCAGAUCGUGUCCCUCAAGUCUGCUGAUAAGAGAAAAACGGUGUUGGCGACCGUCGGCCAAGGAUAUCGCAGUUUGAUUGCACGGUAUACCGACUUCCCGCUGAAGAGUUUGGAGAACGAGGAGCUCAGGCACGGCAUGUAUACUCUGCUGUGGCGAUCGGAGAACUGGUCGGCGGCUUGAUUUCCCCAGUGAAUGUAAGCUCUUCAUUUAGCGUGUAUUGGGCGACUGUUUUCUAGCGCGAAUCGUCUAAUUAUUUUAUACGAAGAUAACGGUACACAAAUAAGCACAAUAUUUAAUACGGAAUGCGUAGUAAGAAAAUUGAUCUAGUUUGGUCCAAUCCUUUCAAUAAAUGCCGGUAGAAAGAAACUUUCAUUGUAACGAGAUUCGGUGCCAAUAUUAUACAAGAUUUUAUUCUUCGGCAGUAUAAUACCGGAAGUGCUUAAGUGGUGCGAAGUUCAAUUGAGCGAUGUCUAAGCUCAGUGAAUCUUAUACGUCCAAUAUUAUAUAGUACCUAGCACGUAAGAGAUGUUGAUCACGCUAAUAAGCGUGCUUGAUAAUAUUCAGGAAAAAAUCUUUGUAAAAAUUGAAGAAAGAACUCAACUUUUCCGCGAGCACGCUUAUUAAUGAACUUUACGUCACACAGGCUGUAAGCUGAUAUUCUUUCGUUCGUCCAAAUUACAGCAUUACCAAGUAUAAGAGAAACAUUCUUAUUUUAUAUAAAACUAAAUCCUAAGCAAAUAAGUAACGGUAUUUUAACGUACGUUUUCGCUUGAAUAAGUAUGAUUCGACUCUACGAGAGUCACGAGUAUAAAAUAAGUAUUUAUAUAACUAAUGGAAGCGAAGGAAUAUUGAAAUGCAAUCUGUUUCCUCGCUGCAAGACACGGGAUAAAGAGGAGAAAACAUUUUUCAAAUAUCCUCAACUGAUAUUAAUCGAGCUGUUUUAUAGAUAUCAAAGAACUAUUUUAGCACCAUCAAUACUUUUAUAAUAUCGUUAAUGUUAAGAUUUCGAUAAGUUUUAUUGACAUUUUAAUAUCGUGAUCCUGAAUCGAUAUAGAAAAACGAUUUUUAGAUCAUACUCGCAUUAUCUUUCCCCAUAAUUCAAUUAACACGUCCAAGGUAAUAUCUUUCGAAAUAUCUUUCGAGUUGACUGCAAAUUUUAUCAAAUUUAAGUCUAUUCAAAACCGAAGGUUGUGGGACAUAUUAGCAUUAAUUUAUUAUAAUGUAAUACUAGGAAAAUAUAAGACUACACGUACACAUAAACGUUAGAAGCAUUUUGCUCAAUGAAAACGUUAAAUUUUGACUCCCUCCCUCUCACCCCCUAUAAUUUAGUUACAUGGGAGCAAUGAAUGUAUCCCAAAUGUGAUCGAUGUGAUAUGAAAUACUCAGCGAAAAAAAGAACGUAAAAUAUCGUCACAAAAGUGUUAUGUUAUAUUUUUAAUUACGACGCUCUUUAAUUGCGCUUAUCGACAAGAAGAAUAUUCUUAAAAAUAUUUGCUAGAAGUUUGCUUAAAUAGAUAUCUGUUCCUUCUCGAUAUAUUAUACGUUCUUCGAGAUUAGCUCAUAGCAAUAAAAUGCAAGUGAAAAAUAACGAUGUAAUACAACUUGCACGUUUAAAUUCGUCUGUGACAUAUUUUAACGAAAGAAGCGAUUAAAUGGAUAUUCUAUAUAUUAUCUUUAGGAAAUGCGAUGUGAUCGGUCGAGAAUAUUUUCAAUAACAAUGUGAUGCGUACUGGCUUUUGGCUGCUAUUCUUGAACCGACGCGUUUGGUGCACUGAUGCAAUAUCUUUCAUUUAUAUAUACAAAUGACGCAUUUCAUAUUUCUUUAUUUAAUUAAUCGUACCUGCAGCGCGCGUAAAACAAAUCAUAGUGAUAUAUGCAGCUUGUAUAUCAUCUUUAUUUCCAAUAUGACAUUUGUAAAAAACUAGAAAUUGUGUAUCGCGUUAUACAAUUAUUCAUCAAGUAUGCCUUGAAUUAUGGCGAAUAAUUAAUAUUGCGUAACAAACGUAAUUAUUACAAUUGAGAAUUCUAUAUGAUUGAUCUCCACUAUAUUAACGGAAUCAUUGUAACGUUUUUCAUGUUUACUCGUCGUGAGGAUUAUACUAAGAUUAUCGUCUUGUACUCAUUGACAUAAGUUAUAAAACUUUGCAGGAACUCAUUGUUAUUUAAUGUAUUGAUUGUCACGAAAUAUAAAUACCGUUGUUGAACAA
This is a messenger RNA of Monomorium pharaonis (pharaoh ant), 9790 nucleotides long. RefSeq names its product leucine-rich repeat serine/threonine-protein kinase 1 (gene Lrrk). The transcript is spliced from 4 exons. Lineage: Eukaryota; Metazoa; Arthropoda; Insecta; Hymenoptera; Formicidae. Bases 297 to 7763 code for a protein of 2488 amino acids. Gene Ontology annotation, biological process: protein phosphorylation. The record is from RefSeq and is a predicted model, not a curated record. Gene Ontology annotation, molecular function: protein binding; protein kinase activity; ATP binding.